AUGGAUGCCAACAACCAUGACAAGAGGCGCAAAAUGUGCUGCGCUCCAGGCCAAUGUGCCGGCUGCCAAUUGUUUCAAGGCGAGUCCCAAGUGGAACAAACACCCAACACCAAGCAGAGCUUGAGGGUACAAAUGACGCUCGAACAGGCAUACCCUAUAGAAUACUAA
This is a messenger RNA of Plenodomus lingam JN3, 168 nucleotides long. The record is from RefSeq and is a predicted model, not a curated record. NCBI's taxonomy places the organism in Eukaryota, Fungi, Ascomycota, Dothideomycetes, Pleosporales, Leptosphaeriaceae.